AUGUCUCCGAUCAUUCUACGUUUCUUAAUUGUUUCCCUCUAUUUUACAUUUCAAAUAACUUUCAUAUCCUCAAUCUGCCGUGGAUUCUGCGGAAACGCAGCCGUUCGAUACCCUUUCGGUAUCGACGACGGCUGCGGUUCCCCGGAGUUUAAAGGAAUGAUGAACUGCUCAAACUCAACCGAUCUCUUCUUUCAAACUCCAUCAGGUAACUACAAAGUCCAAACAAUUGACUACGAAAAACAAACAAUGGUCAUUUAUGACCCGACAAUGUCAACUUGUUCUAUUCUUCAACCUCACCAUGAUUUCGUAAUGUCGGAAACUCAAAACGCUGUCAUUACUCCGACACAGGAUACUGUCUUUGCUCUUGUUAAUUGUUCGAUAGAUUCCCCUGUUCUCAAUCGAUACAGUUCACUCUGUUUCAACUUUUCGGGGCAUACAUGCGACGAACUAUACGGAUCUUGCAACGCGUUUCGCGUUUUCCAUUUGUAUACAAACAGUUCGCCUCCGUGUUGUUUCACUAGCUAUUCGACUAUGAAAUUCAUGAACAUGAACAUUCUCGAUUGUAGUCAUUACACUACUGUUUUUAAUACCGAUUCCUUAAAAGGAAUUGGACCACUCGAUUGGCUAUAUGGAAUCAAGUUGUCUUUUGCUGUCCCCGACACGGGCUGUCAACAAUGUUUUAAGUCGGGUGGGAGUUGUGGUUACAAUGUGGAGACAGAGGGUUCACUCUGUAUUUGUAAUGCUACUGUUAAUUCGACCAGACAAUGUGCUUUGGCAGGUGUUGCCGCUGACUCAGCUAUGGCGACCGGAUGGAGUCAAAGCCCAAAACACGUUUACCAUAUGCUGCUUAUUCUAUAUUUGGCAUCGGUCACUCUAUUAUCUAUAUUCUUCUAG
Molecule: messenger RNA, 894 nt
Organism: Impatiens glandulifera
Lineage: Eukaryota; Viridiplantae; Streptophyta; Magnoliopsida; Ericales; Balsaminaceae
Exons: 3
Coding region: 1-894 (297 amino acids)
Molecular function (GO): polysaccharide binding
Source: RefSeq, a predicted model, not a curated record